CCGCAAUUCUUUCUCUCCUUUCUCCUUUAACCCUUCUUUUAAACAUAGCCGGUGGCAUCUAAUUUUGACCAAAACGUAGGACAACCCCAUAUCAAAAUCAAAAUCAAAAUCAAAAAUGAAAAAAGAGAAAAAAAGUCCAGCAUAACAAAACACUCUCUCCUCUUCUUUUUUAUCGUUAACAAAAGAAACGUUACUCAUUUCUUCUUUUUCUGUGUAUGUGUUUUAAUGGUCCCCUGAACAACCAUGGCAGGAGUAGAUCUCAUGCUCAGCUCCUCCUCCACCAGAACCACCACCACCACUUCUUCUCCCUCCAACUUCUCUCUUUCUCUCUCUUCCUCUUCUUAUCGAAUGGAGGAAGCCAUAGCAAAUGAAACUGCUGCUGGCCUUCAAAGUGUUCAUAAUUUCCUCCAACUUCUCUCUCUUCAAAAACAACCCCAAUUCCCUCCUGCGCCGAACACGGAGAUUGAUUUGAACUGCCAAGCGGUGGCGGACGACGCCGUUUUGAGGUUUAAGAAGGUUAUUUCGCUCUUGGGUCGGGCCAGGACGGGUCAUGCUAGGUUCCGUCGGGGUCCCAUAGUCGUUGAUCAGAAGCCGCACCAGAACGGUGUCGUUUUAUGCCCUAAGCCACUUCAGCAAGUGCCGCCGCCGAUGAUGAAGUUGAACGGGUUUGAUUACGCUACGGGAACGCCGACGGCUAAGAUUAAUUAUUCGUACUCGUCUCCCGUUAUCUCCGUGGGUAACUCCGUUAAGUCAACGUUGACCGGUGACAUGGAUUCUAUUUCUAACAAGCAUGAUAUUUCGAUGAGUCGUGCAGGGACUCCUAGUGGUGCUAUUAAUACUACUACCAGCACAACGACGUCGUUUCAGAUGACGAAUUACUCCGGGAUGGCUUCGUCGGUGGGAAGACCGCCCCUCUCUCAUACGUCGUCGUUUAAAAUUAGGAAGUGUUAUUCCGCAAAUGGCAAGUGUGGUGGGCCCUCUGGUCGUUGUCACUGUUCUAAGAAGAGGAAAACAAGGCUAAAGAGGAUAGUGAGAGUGCCGGCUAUAAGCGCGAAGAUGGCCGACAUACCACCCGAUGAUUACUCAUGGAGAAAGUACGGUCAAAAGCCAAUCAAGGGUUCUCCACAUCCAAGAGGAUACUACAAGUGUAGUACAGUGAGAGGGUGCCCGGCAAGGAAACAUGUAGAGAGGGCUUUAGAUGAUCCAAAUAUGCUGGUGGUCACCUACGAAGGGGAGCACAACCAUUCCCUCUCCGUCGUCGAAGCCUCCACCCUCAUCCUCGAGUCUUCUUAAUUAGUAUUAAUUUGAUCAAAGUUAAUUAAUUAGUUUAAUUAGUUGAUUGUUAUGGAGCACAAAUUGAGAAAGAGAAAGAAAGUUUUUAAGCCAAGUAAAGAUGAUCGAUAGUUUACAAUUAUUAUCUCGAAGGAGGUUUUAAUUAGUGGGGUUAGGUUAGUUAAUUUAGCAUUAGUGGUUAAGUAUGUAAUAUUUUACUUAAUUGAUUGAUUAAAUUACUUUCUUUUUUGUUGUAUACAUAUGCAUGCAUGAGAAACUUCAAAUAUAAAUAUCAAAUAUACAUAGAAAAAACAUUAUGAUGGA
Messenger RNA from Spinacia oleracea (spinach), 1596 nucleotides. RefSeq names its product probable WRKY transcription factor 15. Gene Ontology annotation, biological process: regulation of DNA-templated transcription. The record is from RefSeq and is a predicted model, not a curated record. The transcript is spliced from 3 exons. Gene Ontology annotation, molecular function: sequence-specific DNA binding; DNA-binding transcription factor activity. The coding region runs from base 244 to 1293 and encodes 349 amino acids. NCBI's taxonomy places the organism in Eukaryota, Viridiplantae, Streptophyta, Magnoliopsida, Caryophyllales, Amaranthaceae.